CCCAAGCCUAACCUGUUCGACCAGUCUGCACUGGGAUGACAACAGUGGGUGGAUGAAUUGUGCAACAGCAGAUUGAACUGGGGAAGAGGAGGAGCAGGAGGUCAUGGAGGCAGACAGCACAGAGGACAUUGAGUCUCUCAUGGAGGACAUGGACUACAUCCCCGGCCACUUCCACCUGGACCUCAACCUCAACUGUGAUCCUGUUGGGCCUGUGAAGCUGAGACUCAGGGACACUUACCUGAAGCAGGAGAGCCUGCGAGGCGAGCUGGAGGCUGAAGCUGGAUAUCUACAGUACGCUGUCCGAAACCUGCUGGGUCUGCUGGCUUUUCACCUGGAACAGCUGGACACAGCCGAGGAAAUAUUCAGAAGCAUUUGUAAAGAAGACCCUGGUAACCUGAACGCCUGGGCCAACCUGGGCUACGUGUACGACAAGCUGAAGAGAGAGCUGGACGCGGGGGAGUGUGUGGAGAAAGUGUCCCAACUGAUGGGCUUAGAUGCCGGAGAGGCCUGUCAGGAAGAGGCCAGGCUCCUGGCGGCUCGCUGCCUGGCCGAGCAGGCCUACGCGUAUCCCUAUGAUGUGGAUCUGGAUAGUGAGGACGACCUGAGAGAGAAGCUAACGGCAGCACUGACACUUUACAACAGAGCCCUGGACUAUGGGGGACAGCUGGUACCAACAGAGGAAAAACGAAGCUGGUAUUUUAAAAUGGCAACCAUCUAUAUCAGACUGGACGACAUAGUAAAGACCAAAGAGGACUCUGAAUACUCCAGACUCUCCCAUUACAACAAGGGACUGAAGCUCCUCAAAGAAACACUUGAAUCUGAGAAAACCCGAAACAAAGCUCUUGCCUGGUGUUAUAUCGGCAUCAUGUUGGAGAGGAAGGAGGAGUUCAGCACCGUGCCCAUGUCCAUACAUGACUGUGGCUACUCAGCCUCUGAUCCUCUGUCCUGCUAUGGAACUGCAAUAAACUUGGCCAGUGAUGAUGCAUUCACCCUGAACCUCCUGGCAAAGGUCUUCUUCCUGUUGGGCAAACAUGAAAUGGCCACAGGGAUCUGCAACAUGGCCCUAAACGUGCUCCCAGACCCAGAGCUCAACUGGCAGGCCUACUGCACCCGUGCCAAGAUCAAUAUGGUGCUCUAUGUCAGGGACCUGGAACAGGCAAAACAUGGUCAUGGUGGAAUCCCAGACCGACAGAAGCUAACUGAGGCCAGAAAAGACUUGGACAAGGUCCUGACUGUGCGUCCAUGUCUGCGCACUCACCUAGAGAUGGCACAGGUGUACUACUACAUGGGUGUAGACGCACUCCAGGAGAGUCUUUUGGUGGAUGAGGCGGCAGUUAACAGUGCAUUGGUGAGUCUGUCCCAUGCCCUGCAGUUUGAACUGGGUGACAGCUUGCUGGACCUCCAUGUGCUCAGAGGACGCUGCCUCCUGAUUAAGGGUGAGGAGCAGAAUGCUGCGGAGUGCUUUAAACGUGCUGUGGAGUUAGAGAGACCACGGAGCACAGACACCACAGCCCUGCGCUGCCUCCUACAGGCCCUCCUGGCCCUGUUCAUGCAAGGGGGCCCUGACCCCAGCCUUGCCAUCACCCAGCUGGAGCUGUGGGUGCAAAAGGCAGAAGAAAGGUACUCUGGGGACAUCGUGAAGGCCGAGCUCAGGUGCCUUUACAGGACUCACACAGCAGAGGUCACGGAGUUAUCCAGGGCUCUGAUCAGGACAGGCAGGCUGGACUUAGUGAGGAGGCUACUGGAAACAGUGGUGCCCAAACAGCAGGUUAAGAAGAGAGCACUGGCAAAGUCUUUCUCCUGUAUAUGAGGCAAAUAUGGGAUUUCAUAGAUAUGCAGGCAUGUGACCAAUGCUCUCAACCUCUUGACAGCAUUUCACAUGUAAAAAUGAACAGCAGCGGUGCACUGAAAUGAAGCUGUCUUUACUGUAACUGUGUGUGUUUUCAAGCUGUGAUUCUUCUGUUAUUAACUUGUUUUUGGGUUGUUGUUGUUUUGUUUUUUUUUUUUUGAAGAACAACAUUUGAAAUAUUGGAUCUACAGAGUAACCUACAGUCACAGUGUUACAGCACAGAAAGAUAUUCCUCUUUUGUCAGUUGUGGUUUGUGAAAACAACAUUCAAAGUUGGGCCCUCCUGUCCAGCUGAGGCACACACCUCCACGGCUGCCAGUAAACAGCCCUGUGUAUCACCUGCAGCCCUCACUCUCUGCAUGCUGCUGUUGACUGGCUGCACACCCACUGCCGAAACGUUGACACAGCAAAAAAAGAAAAUAUAAGCAGAGUGUAGAUACAGACACACCACCACACACUUCUAAUGGGUCAUAAGUGAUGAUUAAGAAGGAGUAUUUUUGUAUGAGUCUAUAGAUAUUUUUGGAAAAUAUGUUCAAAUCUUUUUGUAUAAAAUAAGAUGUUCAUGACACUGAGAGCAAUACUGAAUUGAAGAGAGUGCAUUCAUGAUGAGAUGGAUAUGAUUAACGGGCCUCAUUGGCCCUGUCACAGUGGCCGUGAGUAGCCCUCAAAUGAGUAUUUUUUAUUUCUUCUUAAUAUUUGUGGAUAUUAUUUAAUAUAAUGUGAAACUACCUCUCUAUGAGUGGGACAUUGUAACGCUCUACCACUGAUGGCCAGCAGGUGGGGUGCACACCAUUAAAAUGCUCCCUGGUUAAUGAAAGGUUCUGUUUUUUGGGGUUAAAAAAAGAUUAAACCACAAGUGGCUGAGAAUAAAAGACUAUUUUUUGAAACAUU
Molecule: messenger RNA, 2739 nt
Organism: Chelmon rostratus (copperband butterflyfish)
Lineage: Eukaryota; Metazoa; Chordata; Actinopteri; Chaetodontiformes; Chaetodontidae
Gene: ttc22
Product: tetratricopeptide repeat domain 22
Exons: 9
Coding region: 104-1810 (568 amino acids)
Molecular function (GO): protein binding
Source: RefSeq, a predicted model, not a curated record